AUGCAAGAUGAUGGCUUACCAGUGACGCAAAGUACCCCUAUCGGUUUUGUCGAAAUUGUCUCAUUGACAGGUUUAACCGGGGUUGUGCAGCACAACAGCUGGAGGUGA
This is a messenger RNA of Pyricularia pennisetigena, 108 nucleotides long. RefSeq lists its product as uncharacterized. Lineage: Eukaryota; Fungi; Ascomycota; Sordariomycetes; Magnaporthales; Pyriculariaceae. Bases 1 to 108 code for a protein of 35 amino acids. The record is from RefSeq and is a predicted model, not a curated record. The transcript has a single exon.